Molecule: messenger RNA, 558 nt
Organism: Seminavis robusta
Lineage: Eukaryota; Bacillariophyta; Bacillariophyceae; Naviculales; Naviculaceae
Source: the annotation of a GenBank genome assembly
AUGAAACUUCCAACUCUCGCUCUGGCAUUGACCCUCACAUGCUCCUCGGUGAGCGGCUUUGUCGUUCCCACGGAACCAAGCAUUGUGUCAACCUCCACUUCCACUGCAUUGGAGGCUCAUUCUCGUAGACAAUGGCUGGCAGUAGGGGCAGCUGCCGUUUUUUUGCCGCUUGCUUCAGCCAAUGCCGAGCCACGUCCCAUGUACUUGACAGAACCUACAGAUGAAUUCAAGGCCAAUGAAGCCAAGGCUGCUGAAUUCAGACGGGUGCAACUCGCUCAGAAGAAGAAAUUCAUCGAUGCAGUGGACAAGCUGCUAAGUGAGGGUGAAAACGAAGAAGCACUGGCAGGCGAUCUCAAGGCUUUGCGAGUCCUUGUCAUUGAAACGGAGGGAUUGCCCAUCGGGAUCAAGAAGGAUGAUUUGUACAAGCAAAUUCGAAGCAAAAAGGCAAAGGGAUAUUGGCCAACCAGCGUGGAAAUUGCCUAUCAAAGCUUGAAGAAUGAAAUCCUGUUCCAGCAGAGCCCUGACAGUGAAAACAAAUCCGAGGGAAGCCCGUACUAA